Harmonia axyridis is the source of this 1105-nucleotide messenger RNA. RefSeq names its product alpha-tocopherol transfer protein-like. NCBI's taxonomy places the organism in Eukaryota, Metazoa, Arthropoda, Insecta, Coleoptera, Coccinellidae. The transcript is spliced from 6 exons. Gene Ontology annotation, molecular function: phosphatidylinositol bisphosphate binding. Gene Ontology annotation, cellular component: membrane. The record is from RefSeq and is a predicted model, not a curated record. Bases 147 to 1025 code for a protein of 292 amino acids.
GAUUUAUGUAAGAGAUAUUGAAAUGUUUAUCUUUUUCUCAUUCGUUGGAAUAAAUUGCAUAUAAUUUAUCAGUGCAUGCAGUUUCGGUUAGUCAUAAAUGUGUGGAUUUAUGUAUUCUCCGCCGAGUGUUUCAAACAUUUAGUGAAAUGGAGUUAGCAAAAAAAUUAAGUGAUACCAGAAAUCAAGUUUUAUUAGCUUUUGAAUUAACUGAAGAAGACGUCAAUGGAUAUAUGACCGAAUUGAAAAAUUGGUUAAAGACUCAAAAGCAUCUACCCUCAGACUUGUUGAAAGAUGAUCUUCUCGAAAGAUUUCUACUAAAGAACAAAUUUUCUCUUGAAAAAACCAAAACAAAAAUUGAAAAUUAUUGUACAAUUAGGAGCAAGUAUAGGAAAUUCCAACAAAAUUAUGUCGAAAUUAUUCCUUCGAAGGAGCACGCAUUCCCUAUACCAAUGUUCGAAGUAUGUAAUGAUUUGCAGAGAUUAAUAAUAUGUAGAAUUCCUGAUGAGGCAAAAUUCGACUUUCCUAGAAGUAUAAGAUCGGUAUUACUCAUGCUGGAAAUAGAAAGUAGGCUGGAUUAUAGCUGCGGAGACAAGUUCCUUGUAGAUUUAGCAGGAAGCACAGCUAAGUUGAUAACUAAGAUCAACUUUUUACUUUUGAAAGAUACCAUCAACCUAGCAAUUAAGGCCUAUUCAGCUAGGGUUAAAGCUGUGCACUUCAUAAACAGUCCAAAAAUAAUUAAAGUUUUAAUGGCCAUUUUGAAAACCAUUGUUCCUGGAAAAAUAUUUAACAGAAUACAUAUACACCAAAACUUGGAAUCUCUUUACGAAUAUGUGCCGAAAAGUAAUUUGCCUGUGGAGUAUGGAGGGGACUUAAAAUGCUUGAAAGAAUUUCUAGCUGACUAUGAUCGUAUUUUUGAAGAAUGCCAAGAAUUAUUUGAAAUGGCACUCCAUACCACAAGUAAUGAGAAGUUGAGAACCAUCAAUUGUACUCCAGAAGGAACUUUUCGUAAGCUACAGAUAGAUUGAAAUUCUGCAAUAGACAUUUUGUUGUCACCAAACAACAAAAUAAAUAAGAAUGAAAUAAAGUUCACAAAAAAUUUCAUUCA